GAGUUGUAGCCGGUUUAGCUCUCACCAGCAGGAGUCGGGUUUGUGCUUCACCUACACAAUGCGCCCUCUUGUCCCAUCCCACUGAGCUGUCUACUAUGCUGGACCACCAGUCAACAUUCUUUCCAGCAACAGGAGAUGCAGCCACAAAUCUGACAGGGAGACAAAGAGGCUUCUUUCAUUUUAACACUUCACAUUCCAAUACAAAUUGAAUAGCAGGUAACGGCUGAAACAUGCCCGAACUAAGUAGCAGAUCUCCUGGACGGAUCAGCCCGAGAAAGCGGCGGCACAGUGGAUCGAGCAGCGGCAGAUCCCGAAGCAGAUCCCGGGAGCGACAGGUCAGUCCUACCGUACACCACUCCAAACACAACGGUACAGACGAGCGAAAAUGGAAGGGACCUGAAAACAGGGCGAGGAGCAAGAACAGAUUCCGGGUUGCUUCACGCAGUCGGUCCAGAUCGAGAGAGCGAGAGAAGAACUCGUGGACUCAUGAUCGUGGACAUCACGGAGGAUCACGAUCUGAUUAUUACGACAAGAGGGACGAUAUCCAACGACAAAGACAAGAAGCCUUCAUAGCUAGGCGCCUACAAGAGCGUGAGAGGAUUGGUGAGCUGGGAUGUCCUGAGGUGUGGGGCUAUUCACCAAGAGUCAGAGAACCAGACUCAGAUGAACACACUCCUGUUGAAAAGGAUGUGAAGCACAGCAGCUCUGACUCAGGUUCAGAAGAUAAAAAGAAGAAAAAGAAGAAGAGAAAGUCAAAGAAAAAGAAAUCCAGGAAGCACUCAGAGGACAGCGAGUCAGAAAGUGACUCAAAGGAAGAGGUAAAGAAGAAGAAGAAAAAGAAGAAAAGUAAAAAGAAGAAAUCCAAAAAGAAGAAGGCUAAGAAAAGCCGCAAGGAGUCUAGCAGUUCCAGCAGCGAUCAGUCAGCAGAGGAAGAAGAGGACAUCAACGGAGAGCUUUGGGUGGAGAGAACUGGAAUUGAUAACCAUGUGGUUGGACCUGAAGCUCCACUAACUCACCUGUCUCAGGAUGAUAAACCAUUAGAUUUUGGUCAUGCUUUGCUACCUGGUGAAGGUGCUGCCAUGGCGGAGUACGUAAAAGCAGGAAAGCGCAUUCCGAGAAGAGGAGAAAUCGGUUUGACCAGCAAUGAGAUUGCAGACUUUGAGAAGUCUGGAUAUGUAAUGAGUGGAAGCAGGCAUCGGCGUAUGGAGGCUGUGCGUCUGAGAAAGGAAAACCAGAUCUACAGUGCAGACGAAAAGAGAGCUCUCGCCUCCUUCAACCAGGAAGAAAGGAGAAAGAGAGAAAGCAAAAUCCUCUCCAGCUUCAGAGAAAUGGUGUACAGGAAGACUAAAGGCAAAGAGGAGAAGUAGAAGGUCGAGCACAGUGCUAACAGUUCCAACCUUGGUUUUAAUCUAUGAUUUUGCAUAUGCAGAUUUAAAUAUCCUUAAUUAUGGAUUUUGUAAAUGCUCACUCUGCAUAUUCAUUUAGCAAACCUUAAUUGUAUUUUAUUUCUUUAAAUAAAGUGCUGUGAUUCUGA
Messenger RNA from Trichomycterus rosablanca, 1534 nucleotides. It is a transcript of the gene nkap, whose product is annotated as NFKB activating protein. The record is from RefSeq and is a predicted model, not a curated record. Gene Ontology annotation, molecular function: chromatin binding. The transcript is spliced from 10 exons. NCBI's taxonomy places the organism in Eukaryota, Metazoa, Chordata, Actinopteri, Siluriformes, Trichomycteridae. Gene Ontology annotation, cellular component: nucleus. Gene Ontology annotation, biological process: regulation of gene expression. The coding region runs from base 231 to 1367 and encodes 378 amino acids.